UCGCCGUGUUCAACUUCACUUCAACAAAUCAAAAAACCAGUUUAUUUACCGACUACAUUCACGACGCGCGCGCGUUGUAGGUCUCGUGUCUAAAAUUUUUAGUUCGUGUUUUCUUUUGUAGAUUUCAUUAAAAAAAAAUUGUCUGUGCACUUUUAAGUUAUAAUUUUUCGUGUGUCAUUUAUACUUUCAACUAAAAUUCCUCGAAAUUUUUGUGUGAUUUUCGAAAGUUCUCAAUAAAGUACCCAUUGAGAGUGAUAAAAAGGUGUGUCGUGGUUCGAAUUUUGAAUCGUGAAUAAACUUUUGUGCAUUCGCGUGAAAAAUACAGGUGUUUUGUUUCGAUGAGUUCGUGUGUACAAAAGAGAUGUUGAUACGGAAAAGUUUACAUUCGAAAUCGAUUGUCAGUUGCAUAGUUGAGUGAUCUUCGUGUGAUUUGUUCAACAAGACGAGUUCGCAAGGUAAACAUGUGUUCAUCAGGACACCUCAGCAAUCGAACAAGCUCUCGUCAGCCCUGAUGUUGUCCGGAAUAUUCCAUGAAGUCGGCUGACAUGCAGCCAUGGCCAGUGGCAAGGCUCUGUAUUCUAUAGCGGUGGUCGCAUUGGGCUUCAUUUGCUUCGUAGUAGGCGCCAUCGCUGUUGGCUUACCUACUUGGGGAAAUUUUCAUAGCUAUGACUCUGACUUUCAACUCUCAGUUCCUGGGUACUAUUUAGACAAUCCGAACUUCGACCAGGGUUACUUCGGACCAUGGCGAGUGUGCAAGAAACUGCUCUACAACAGGGAGAAAUGCGGCUCAGACGUCUCCAAGUUCCAUCCGUCGACGGCGGUGUACAUAGCGGGCGUGGUGGCGUCGGUCGGCGUGUCCGUUCUUGGCGUGUUCUGCGUGCUCUCAGUACUGCAACUCGCCAUGAUAUCGUCAAAGGAACGUGUCGCCUUCAAAUAUACUCAUCUCGUCAUGAUGAAAUUAGCGCUGGCGCUUUUAGCCACGCUGCUGUCAAUUGUGGCAGCAAGUUUGUUCGCUGUACAAGGCGAUGACAGGGGCUUCUUCGUGACGAGGGGUGAAGCUUUCUACGUGCAGAUAGUCAGUAUAGUGAUCAACUCGAUACUGUUUAUAAUGUCGCUGUACGACGCGCUGUUCUCCCGACGUGCUGGCGGUGACCCGACUAAUCCUCUAGGGGAGCCUGAAGGCACCACCAUCAAUAACCCUGGAUUCAAAGAAGGAAGAGGAAUCUCAAUGACUGAUGCUUCGGGGAAGCCGUACAGCACAAAUGGUCACGGGAGCGUGGCGUCGAUGAAUACUACGGCUACCACGCUGACGGGCAUGUCGGAUGCCAGUACAAUCACCAGGUCUCCACUACGGUCGUCCCUCAAGAAGCCGCGGCCAAGAGAAGGUGAGCCCGGUGGCCUGGGCAUACAAAACCCGGGCUAUUCAGGCCACUCGCCCCCCUUAAACCGCAAUGGAAGUCAGAAAAAAGUGCGCAUACAAACACACAGUACUGAGGUGUGAACAAUUUCCCGUUUAUGACCAUUAAAUAUAUGUGUAGAUGGUUAUCGAAGCCCAAAAACUGGAUUUUAAAUCGAUAUAGAACUAGAACUCAUCUUUAGGACUUCAAAAAUAACUGGUUAUUGAAUCAAAUUGUUGUCCAAGUAUGCUUUUAUUAGGGAAGGCCAUCUUGAAUGCUGAAUGGUCAACCUUAAUAGGGAUGAUGACAGGAUAUGAAAAUUAAAAAUAUAAUUAGUCCGUCCGUUAGGUAAUGAAUAAAUAUUAGACACGUAUUUUUUGUUGUGAACAAUACUUAAAUAAAACGAAUCCAAAUUUUGGAGUGGGAACUAACUACGUCACUUUUGAGUAUAAAACGUAUCGUAUUGUAGAAAGUAUCUGUGUCCGUAAGAAAGAAAAAAUAUGUGUCUAAUGAUAUUAAAUAAUCUACCAGACGGACAUUAAAAUAAAAAAUUGUCAUCUAUCCUAUUAUGACAUUCAGAUGAAAUAUGAAGAUAACCCUUGUUACUGACUGUACCUAAUAACAACAAGGAAAUAUUUUACUUAUUACAAAACUGCGGCCUACGCAUACAAUUGUUCAUCGUACCUACAUAAAUGAUAUUUGGUAAAGAGUACUCGCUUCUUCAGGCAAGAUAACAUUUCAUGUACAAACAAUAAUAUUACUACAGGGUGCAAUUGAUAUCGCGAAUCAUUUUUUGUAGGUUCUACUAACGGUACUAGUUGCGUAUUAGAUAAUAAAAUGCAAAUCAAGAACUUAAAUACAUAAGAGAAAUCCCUUCAUAAUAUAGUUAGUCAUAUUAUAACAGGGAUAUUAACGCUAUUAAACAUUUAAAAGUAAUGAACAAAGUACGUCGUAUCUCGUCGUCGAUAUUGAAAAAACUUCCAAGCACUGACUAUACAAUAUUUUUUUUGGUGGAUUGCAUAGAGCAGUUAUAUUUUUUUUAAGUUGUCUAAUAUAAUAAGUAUCGUUAGUAGACUAAUUACAAAAAUCGUCGCCCAAUUUCAUUUGGGCGCUACUGAAUUUUUGCUCACUAGGUGGAGCUAGUGUGCCCGUCUCGUCUAUAGAUUACCCAUUGAGAGUUCAAUAUUAGCAGCUGCAGUAAUUGGACUAAAAUACAUUUUCCUAAAUAGGCGUCAUGUGAUGAACAGAAAAAUGGUAGACUGCAUUGCACCCUGUAUGAAGCCAUCUCUGUCAUUAUUUCUGUGACAAUAAAAGGGUCAUAUUAAAGUAGUAGGUAUUUCUCACAACUCCGACAGACUAUGUAACUCGAUCUAUUUAUUAAAUUUUAACUGAAGGGGCAAGGUGUUAAUUUAUUAAAACAUUUUUUUACUCCUUAGAUUGACUUAAGAAGACACUGAUAUAAGACACAUAAGUGUAGGAUUUUUUAUAAAUAUGUAUGUUAAUACAAAUAGGUACCUUUUACUGUUUUAAUAGCGUUAUUUGCGGUUACAUGUAAAAAUAUGAAUUUAUUUACAAUUAGAAAGUAUAUUAAAUGCUUACAAUGUGUUUAUUGACACAGAAUAAAUUUGUCAACUGUUAUAAAUAUGAAAAUAUUAUUACAUUUUUACAUGUAACCUGAUUUCCCACUAAGUGUGCAUACAAAUAUAAUUAAGGUAGAAUUUGUAAGUUGAUGCACAGUCGUAAAAUAUAUUCCACAUAUCACCAGCUGAUAUAGCUACGUAUUUUGUUUUACAUUUAAAUAUUUUUAUAUACAAUUUUAUUAGACAUUGCAAUCAUCUGUAUAUUUAGUUUGAACAAAGUUCUUAAUUGAAUAUUUUAUUGUGUAUAAAGUGCAUAUGUGUACAUAAAUCAGCACAAAGUGUUGUAACUUAAGAUUUUUUCUUUUUGAAUUUGUUACAUUAUUAUACAGCUUGUUGUAUAUUGACAUGCAAUUUAAUAUUUUAACAUUUAUAUUUUAGAAAUUAAUUUCGAUUGUAAGGAAAGAUACAUAGGUAUGUGUAAAUAUACAUGAGAACCCACCAGGCUUUUUGCGGACAUCACAUUUAUAAACCUGUUGUUUUAUCUUUUAUAAUUAUACUUACUGCUUUUUAAAACCGAUUGUGAGAAUCGUGCCUUACCUUUUUAAUCCAAAUUCGUGCCUUACCGUCCUAAAAGCCAUUAACCUUUUUGAUAUGGAUUCAAUUGUAUUUCAACCCUUAUUUAUGUACAUCAUUUAAUUUGGGCUGCCUAUUUGGAAUUGUUAAAAAUCUCCGCAAAUUAAAUACAUUAAUGUUAUUAAGUAAAAACGCGGGUUACUCACGUGAAUAUACUGAGAAAAGCUCUACUAGU
Molecule: messenger RNA, 3785 nt
Organism: Spodoptera litura
Lineage: Eukaryota; Metazoa; Arthropoda; Insecta; Lepidoptera; Noctuidae
Source: RefSeq, a predicted model, not a curated record